AUGGACCAGCCACAGACAGCGUCGCAGAAGCUUCCUGUCGGCCUAGCGGGCGUGCUCAAUGGGCCCGAGGAACACCGCGACUCUGCCUACUUUUCAAGCACUGAUGCCUCAAGCAAACACAACUCGGCAGCUUCAGGACUCGGUAUGAGCGUCCUCCAUCCGGUCAGCGCGGCCUACCAGGGCUCGCCUUCUGACAAGACGCCCUCGCCCACGACGACGACCAAUCUACUUCCCCAGCCGCUCGUCUCCCCUUCCACCAGCAACAUGAGCGUCGCCUCCAUGGUCUCGCCCACGUCACCCGGCAGUGACGCCCGCCGCUUCGAGCGGCCCCUGUCCCUCGAUUCCGCCCCUCACAGCGCCACCCUGACCGUUGGCGACCACGAGCCUGUCUCUCGGAGGGAGAGCGUUGAUAGCAGGAUAAAUCAAGGCUUCGGCGAGAUGCGGCUCGGCAAUUCACCUUAUACCAGUCACAACCAGUCGAGCACGUCGAUCCACAACACCCUACACCACCAGCGCAAUCCCCGGCCCGGGCUGGAAAACCUGGCGGUGCAUCGCAUCUCCAAUGGCUACCAGCCGAGUGCCGAGCGGAACCCGGACGUUCACUCGAAGCUGAUCAGGACGGCACCCGCCAUCACAGGUCCCGCCACGAGCCAGAUUGCCCGAGCUGCCGAGCCCACUAAGGGCCAGGCCUGGGCCUUCCCCGAGGAGGAGAUACAGCGCAUGCCCUCCUCAACCUCGCUCAUCGAUUCGAGGCGCAGCAGCAUCGCCGAGUCUCUGGCCAGCAGCCAGUUCACGACCGAGUCCAGGCUGCCACCAGGGCAACGACGUCUGGACGAGGGCAUCCACAGCGGCGAGUUCCCGCGCAUGUCGACAGCCUCGGCAGACUACCCGACGACCCAUCACCAUGCUCUCCAACACAAGCAGCUUGGUGAUAUCCAGGCAGAGGUGGCCAACUCGGUCACGGGUACGCAGCCCUACAGCCGGACGCCCGAGUUGCGAGUGAGCCACAAGCUGGCCGAGAGGAAGCGGAGGACAGAGAUGAAGGAGUUGUUUGAGCAGUUGCGGGACCUGAUGCCCCAGGAGAGGGGCUCCAAGGCGUCUAAAUGGGAGAUCUUGACCAAAGCCAUCUCGGAGCAUCAGCGGCAACAGGACAACCUGAGAGUCAUGUCUCAGCACUGUACGGCUUUUCAGUCUGAGAUCGACAUGAUGCGGCGGGAACUCCAGGGUCUACGAGUCGAGAACCAGCAACUACGGAGCGACCUGUCCCAGCUCUCGGCUGGUCAGGCCGGAGCCCACGCCACUCCGGCACAGUCCAUUGCUGACCCCUACGCCAGGCCCGCACCCAACCGGCCAGAGCUGCCACCCCUGCGCGCGUUGAGUGGAGGGCUGCCCAAUGGCAACCCAGAAUCGAUGACCGGGGUCCAGUACGAGCAGCCCCGGGUCAAUGGGUACAGCAGACCACCGGAGAGGUUUUAA
Molecule: messenger RNA, 1476 nt
Organism: Thyridium curvatum
Lineage: Eukaryota; Fungi; Ascomycota; Sordariomycetes; Thyridiales; Thyridiaceae
Exons: 3
Coding region: 1-1476 (491 amino acids)
Biological process (GO): positive regulation of transcription by RNA polymerase II
Cellular component (GO): RNA polymerase II transcription regulator complex
Molecular function (GO): DNA-binding transcription factor activity; protein dimerization activity
Source: RefSeq, a predicted model, not a curated record